AUGCAUCAGAGUUCUCUCACUCCUCAAGUCGCUAUUUUCGUGGUGCUUUCAAGAAUGGCGGAGCAGUAUGAUGAUGGUGACUUUGAUGAUGGUGUUAAAAGUAAAUACAAAGCACCGGAAAAACGCACUCUGGAGGAGUUAAAGGAUCUAGAUAAAGAAGAUGAAAGUUUACAAAGGUACAAACAAGCACUUCUCGGUCCAGCUCUCGGCAAUUUUGAAGUUCCCUUUCCAGAUAACCCUUCAAACGUUGUAUUCCAAAAGUUCUAUAUUCUCAUUGAUGGGCAAGCAGAUAUUAUUUUUGACCUUCGGGGUGAUCUCUCCACUCUUAAGUUGAAACCUGUCCAAAUCGUCGAAGGAUGCAGUUAUCGUGUUCAGAUAGAGUUCUUUGUACAACGAGACAUUGUUUCUGGACUUCGUUUUAAACAAUGGACACAUAAAGGCCCUAUUCCAGCUGAUAAAUUAUCCGUAAUGCUCGGCAGUUAUGGUCCACAAUCAAAGGCACAUAUCUGGACAUCAGAACCUGAACAAGCUCCUAAAGACUACAUCACCUGGGAAUGGUGUAUUAAUGUUACUAAGAAGUCUGCAGAUUCUUAA
Messenger RNA from Schistosoma turkestanicum, 594 nucleotides. The record is from the annotation of a GenBank genome assembly. NCBI's taxonomy places the organism in Eukaryota, Metazoa, Platyhelminthes, Trematoda, Strigeidida, Schistosomatidae.